This is a messenger RNA of Asterias rubens (European starfish), 1443 nucleotides long. Its product is annotated as ATP synthase subunit delta, mitochondrial-like. Lineage: Eukaryota; Metazoa; Echinodermata; Asteroidea; Forcipulatida; Asteriidae. The transcript has 5 exons. Bases 65 to 589 code for a protein of 174 amino acids. The record is from RefSeq and is a predicted model, not a curated record. Gene Ontology annotation, biological process: proton motive force-driven ATP synthesis. Gene Ontology annotation, molecular function: proton-transporting ATP synthase activity, rotational mechanism.
UCAAGACUACGACCGGCCUGGUGGUGUGAACUUUUCCUGAUCUCCAACAAAAAAAUCAUCAAAAAUGUCGAUGUUGAGGAAUAUCUUGAGGUUAUCUGCAACUGUAAAAGUAUGCAGAACACCAAAGAUAACACAGCCACUUAGAUGUUAUGCAGAGGAAGCCUCCAAAACAGCGGCAGCGACUCAAAUGUCCUUUUCAUUUGGCAUGCCAGGAAAGAUGUUUUACAGCGACUCCGAUGUUAAACAGAUUGAUAUUCCGUCAGGAACUGGGACCUUUGGUGUACUCCAGCAACACGUACCAGCAUUGGCCGUAUUGAAACCUGGUCUUCUUAGUGUCCUAGAGCACGAUGGCACCAUCAACAAAUUUUUCGUCAGUAGCGGUUCUGUCACAAUUAACGCAGAUUCAUCAGUGCAGGUCCUAGCAGAGAUGGCUGUCCCCUUAGACCAGUUGGAUUCAGCUGCGGUCAAGGAAGGAUUGUCCAAGGCCCAGCAGGAAUUAGCCGCAGCCAACACGGACCUAGCCAGAGCCGAAGCUCAAAUAGCGAUUGAGACACAUGAAGCCAUGGAUCAAGCUAUUUCUGCAAAGUAAUCUCCGAAUAGGAUUGUUUCCAUUAUGAUUUUUGGAUUUUCCAGAGUUUUAUCAGAGUACAGGUUUGAUUCGUGUCGGCUCACUACCUGCAGGUUGGAAUAGUUUAACUGGAGGGAUAAAAGCGUUUGUUGAGGGACUGACUGCCUAUGAAUGCAUUGGAUGUUUUACUUGACUGGUCACAGUAGCUCAUCAGGCAACAAACCAGAGCAGUCUCAGACUUACUUGAAACAUUUAUCCGUCUAACUUGUGAACUAAGAGAUAAAAAAACGAAGAAAUUACACACUUCAUUCUUCAAACUUAUCUUAGUUUUUGAUGUUAUAAACAAAUCCAUUUCCAGUAAAAAAAAACAUAACUGAAAGUUUAGACUGAAGUUUACUUCACUACAUGAUCCACAUUGACUUCUACAUUUGUAGGUAGUUUAGCCAGACCCUCCGUUCAAUGACACCAUUCUUACAUUUGAGAUUGUAUCCCUUAUAAAGGAGAUUUGUUCGAACUCUAGAAACUUAAUGAAAAUUAUCCUUUGUGUAAAAGUUUUAAACAUGAUUUUCAAAGUUUUGCUCCCAUUUGUUUAGACUUACGAUUGUCAAUGCAGCAGUUUUGGAAGACGACAAUUUCAAUUGCUCUUAAAUGUUUGGAGUUUUUAACGGCACUGGUGAUGUUUUUGGAAUUUCCAUUCUGUUUCUGUUUGAUUGUUAGAUCUUUUAUAAUACUUCAUAUUUGGGUGAAACAAUUAUAAUUGAACUGCUUGAAAUAAUAUUGACAAUUAUUAGGAUGGCGGCCCUCUUCACUAAUUUACAUUAGAUUGGUGAAGAAAUUUUGUUAUGAGUGAAAUAAAUUUGAUGACAAUAAUUUAA